Molecule: messenger RNA, 2043 nt
Organism: Paramecium sonneborni
Lineage: Eukaryota; Ciliophora; Oligohymenophorea; Peniculida; Parameciidae
Source: the annotation of a GenBank genome assembly
AUGUAUGAUAGUUAAAAUAGUACUUCAGCAAAACUUACAGAAUAAAUCAAAUCUCAACAAAGUUAUAAAAUUAGAGAGUUUGAAUGGUUUGAAGUAGAAACUAAAAUUAGAUUAUUUGUCUAAAAAUUGAUGGAACCAACAUUAAAAUAAUUACAUGAAGAUAGAAUGAUUGUUGAUGAAUUACGAUAAAACUUUAAGUCUAAUAAUAAAGAAGUUACUUAUUUAAGAGAAAUAGUUUUAAAUCAAGGAGCUGGAAUACCUAUCUUUGAUGAAAUCAAAUAAAAAUUUCUAGACUUAGAAAUGAAACUAGAUCAAUAAAAAAGAGAAUCCAUUGAUUAAUUUAGUAAUUUCAAACAAAGUCUUGAUAGCACAGAUAAUGAAAUCUCAAAGUUCUUAUAAACAGUUAGAACACUAGAAUAUUUUAAAAUUAAACUAGAAUAAGAUCUCUAAGAUAUUUAAAUAAAAAAUGACAAUUUCAAAUCAAGUAUUGAAUAACUCAUCAAACAAUUAUCAUCAGAUCUAACAGAAAGCACUAAAAAUUGGAAACUUGCUGUAAUAGAUAUUGAACAAUAAUUUAAUAAAGUAGAUAAUAAAAGUUCUGAUUUAUUCAAUAUUGUUAAGCAAGAAUAAGUUAAAUUAAAAUAGAUCUCAGAUUCUAUUCUAGAAAUUAAUAAAAAACAAACUUAAAAUAUUAAUACUUUUGAAGUUAUAGAUACUAAAUUAGUAAAAGCAGAUGUAUAGAUUACAACUUUAAAAAAAUAAAUUUUAGAAGUCGAUUAAUUAAUCAAUAAGAAUAAAUAAGUUUAAAUGUUCCUAAUAUAUUAUUUACCUAUGUAUAUAUAAGCAUAGAUUAGUGAUUCCUUAUUUACUUGUUUACCUCUCAAAUUCUUCUUCAAGUUUGCCUAAUUUGAAAAAAGGAAAUUUGAUUCAUUAGAUAAAUAAUUAUUAGAAUACAAUGGCGAACCCAAUAUUUAAAUAUAAAUCGAUGAAUAUACCAGAACAUUGGCAGAAGUAAUGAAAAGAAAUUCUAAAAUCAGUUAAAUGAUAUUUAUAAAUACAAAAAAAGAAUAGAAUGAUUCUUAAUCUUCAGCAUCUGAUAUGGAAAGUGAAAUUAGAAGUUAAAGAACAAAUAAUAUUAAAAAUAGUGUUUAAAUUAGAUAGGAUUCAACAAUUUAUCAUAAAAAAGAAAGCAUCUAUUCCAAAGAUAUGAUUUAAUAAUCAAAUGUUGCCUCAUAAUAAAAAUAAAAUUCUAUAUAAUCUAAUAAUCCUAAUUUAAUCUUUUAUGAAGAUUAAAUUAAAUAAAUUAAAGAUAAUUUUUAAUAGCAAAUUGAUGAACUUAAACAAUUAAAUAUUAAUCUUAAAAAUUAAAUUGUUUAAAUUUAAAAAGAAACAAAUGAGUAAGUAUUUAUAAAUAUUUCUUCAUGUUAAAGUAACAAUUAAAAAUUACUUAAUACAACAACUAAUUAAAUAAAAAAUUUAGAAGAGAAUAUUAAGAAAAUAUUAAAUUAAGAUAAUUAAAAUUAAAUUGAUCCAGGAAUAGAUUAAUUAAAAUAAUUAAAAAAAACAGUAUAAACAAUACUACAUUUUUUAGUUUUGAUAACACAUUUAUAAAUUUAAGAUGAAAUAGAUAGAUAAGGAAUAUAAUUAAUGGGAGCUAAAGAUACUUAAAUAGAUGAUGGACUGGUUUAUAAAAGUUAAAAUAAGAAAGGACCAUCAAUUUAAAUAAAUGGUGAAUGUCUUUCUUGUUCAGGAUAAUCAAUAUAAUUAUUAUAAUGUUUUAAAUUAACAUGUUUAGCAUAUCAUCCAUCAGAUAUUCUUGUUGAUGGAAAAUCUUUUAAAAGAGAUUAAUUAUUAGAAAUGUGUACAACUUUAUUAAGAUAAGCUAAACAAGAAUUUCUAGAUUAAGAUUAUAAUAUUUAAUAAACUACAGCAACUAGAUAAAGAAGUUCAUCUAUUCCUAUUUCUCCUCGAAGACUUAAUUCUAAUUUUAAAUUUAAUAAAACAAGGAAAUUAGCUCCAAUGACAAACUUAUAAAAUUUUUGA